This is a messenger RNA of Papaver somniferum (opium poppy), 390 nucleotides long. RefSeq lists its product as uncharacterized. The transcript has a single exon. The record is from RefSeq and is a predicted model, not a curated record. NCBI's taxonomy places the organism in Eukaryota, Viridiplantae, Streptophyta, Magnoliopsida, Ranunculales, Papaveraceae. Gene Ontology annotation, molecular function: nucleic acid binding; RNA-DNA hybrid ribonuclease activity. The coding region runs from base 1 to 390 and encodes 129 amino acids.
AUGGCGGAGCUCAGAGCCAUACGAGAAGGUAUAACUCUCGUACAUAAGUUAGGGCACAAGAAUGUGUACGUGGAAAGUGAUUCCACGUAUAUUAUCACCCUUUGUCAAGGUAUGACUCGUGUCCCUUGGUUUUUUGUAAAUAUUUUGGCUGAUAUUAGAUUUCUGGUCUCUCAACUUGGUAAUGUAAUGUUUGUCCAAAAGUAUAGGGAGGGUAAUGAAGCUGCCGAUAUUCUUGCUAAGAAGGCAGCCAACGAGGCAAUAUGUGAUGAAUGGUUGUUUAAUCCUCCGGCUUUUUUGAAUGCUGUGUUAAAGAAGGAUGCUUGGGGAAGGGCUUUUCCCCGGUUUGUAAAGCACAGUGAUGUCGAUAUUGUUAUGAGAUUUAGGCGUUGA